AAAGGUUUAAUUGUAAGAAAUGGAUGCUAAAGGAUUACAGGGAGAAGAUAAACUGAAGUUGCUUAUAAUUUUACUAGCAUAUUUGCUAAGUAGGGUAAUUUGUGAAACUGGAGAUUGCAGAGAGCAAGAAUUUCGGGACCACACUGGAAACUGUAUCCUCUGCAAACAGUGUGGGCCUGGAAUGGAACUCUCAAAGGAAUGCGGCUUUGGGUAUGGGGAGGAUGCACAGUGCAUGCCAUGCAGGCCAAACAGAUUCAAGGAAGACCAGGGCUUCCAGAAGUGCAAGCCUUGCCUGGACUGUGCGUUAGUUAACCGAUUUCAGAAGGCCAACUGUUCUGCCACCAGCAAUGCGCUGUGUGGAGACUGUUUACCAGGAUUUUAUAGGAAGACUAAGCUUGGAGGCUUUCAAGACAUGGAAUGUGUUCCUUGUGGCGAUCCUCCUCCUCCCUAUGAACCUCACU
Messenger RNA from Mesitornis unicolor (brown roatelo), 461 nucleotides. Its product is annotated as tumor necrosis factor receptor superfamily member 19-like. The record is from RefSeq and is a predicted model, not a curated record. The annotation marks the transcript as partial. The transcript is spliced from 4 exons. Gene Ontology annotation, biological process: positive regulation of JNK cascade; positive regulation of canonical NF-kappaB signal transduction. Lineage: Eukaryota; Metazoa; Chordata; Aves; Mesitornithiformes; Mesitornithidae. Gene Ontology annotation, molecular function: signaling receptor activity; protein binding. Gene Ontology annotation, cellular component: plasma membrane.